GGGACUCGGAUGGUAACUUUGUAGUGACGGGGAUUUAGUGAACGAAUCACGUGUUUUCGUUUCUUGAUUGUUACCGAAUUGCUGCGGAAUGCUUCUCGGUGGCUGUAGAUAUUCCAUUCAGAAUCAGAAUGUGUCGUCCACGAGGACCAGCGCCUGGAGUCCUUAUAAUUCUUUCCGGAACACCAAUAUGCCGAUGCAGGAAAUCACAAUGAGUCAAACCCUGCCAUUGACGAACGGUGGAAACACAAGAGCAUAUGGUGAAAAUUCUUCUGGAGACAAAGACGGAACAUUGAUGGCACAAUCAGGAGGUGGUGGAGGAGGCGGUGGAGGUGGUGGAGGAAUAGGUUACGGUAGAACUAUAAAGGAAUACGAAGAUGAGUUGAGCAACUUGAAAAAGGAAAACUUCCAGCUUAAAUUGCGAAUUUAUUUUCUGGAAGAGAAAAAUCCUGCGAGAAAUGGCAUCAGUUCUUCUGACGAGGAUGUAAUCAAGACAAAUGUAGAAUUAAAGGAGGAAUUGGAAAAGUUAAAGAAGGAAUUAAUGGAGAAGCAGGUUCUUCUUAAUCAAGCAGCCAGAGCUUUUAAGUUAUAUGAAGAACAGAAAGCAGCAACUUCUCGGACUCAAGAACAAUAUCAGCAAUCGCUUGAAAAAGAACGAGAAAAAGUUACUAAGCUUGAGAGAGAACUAGCAGAGUAUCGAGAAAGGGAAAUAGAUACAUCCAUAUAUUAUAAGGAAACAUUCGGCAUUACUCCGGAGCAGGCAUUAAAAAACGCAGAAAAGUUACGGCAGAUGGAAGAAUUAGUGUCUUCUCUAGAAACAGAGGUGAAACAGAUAACUGGCAGUUUGGAAGAGGAGCGAAACUGGGCUCAGGAACUUGAGAAUGAGAGAGAUCAGUUUAGAGAACGAUUAGAUGUGGAAACGCGACUGCGAGAAAAGCAAGACAGUGAUCGAAUAAAUAAUCUUGAACAACUAUGCGAUGAGAUAAAGGAGUUGAAGGAUCAAUUAUUCAAGAAGGAUUCCAUCGUGCAACAAUACAAAAACGAUCUUGCCGAACGGGAUAGAAUGCUCAAACAGAAGAACGCGUUGCUAGAAGAAAAGAGUCAGGCAUAUGAAGAAAUCAGCCAAGUAUCCGAAAAGAGGAAAAAACAGAUUAUUCAGUUGAGAGCAUCCGUGAAAACACGUGACGAUGCCCUUACAGAAAUAAACAAUAAGCAUCGUGCAUUAUUAUCACAGUGCGAAAAUAGCUAUGGUAAGCGUUCACCGCCCAGUAGUCCCUCAGCUUUAACUUCGUUGACGAAUUAUCUGUCACCAUCCAUGGACCAGAAAGUAUCUUGUGUUCAAAAUAUAACGAAGUGUGAUGCUGAUGAUUAUGAAUCCAAUAAAGAAAAAGCAUCGAGUUUGAGUUCACCAUUAAACAGAGAUGCCAAGGAAAUUAAGAAUCUUAUAAAGUUGCAGGAACUGGAAGAAAGAGAUAAUAAAUUAAAACAGCAGGAGGAGAUUAGGAAGCAGUUGAUAUUAAAAUUAUGCAAUGCUCAGAAGCAAGUAGAAAAUUCAGAACAGAAAUUAAAAAAGAUGGAAAGCGAGUAUCAGAAGGCUAUUAGAGCGAUACAGGGCUUUAUGGAGCGCGAACAACAAAUGCGGGAUGCAGAUUCCCAUAAAGAACAGCAGACGGAAUUGCGCAAGAGAAGGAACAGCAAUGGCCCCGUCUCGUUGAAGGAUCUCGGUGUUAAGAAUGCAGAUGAUCUUGAAAACGAAUCCUACAAACAGCAACGUUUUGAAGAAAUGGAAAACAAGAUUAGCGACUUGCGAGACCAAAUCGAGACAAUAAAAGCUGAGAAGAAUCUUCUGGAAAAACGAACGCAAGUCGAAUGUAAGGAACUUCAAGUUCGUCUUUUAGAUAAAGAACAAAAAAUCGAGAUUCUAGAAAUGGAGAAACAGAUUAUUACAGAAGACUUAAAAGACAAAAUCGCCGAGCUCGAUAAACUGAGAUACACCGACGCAAACAGUGUAGAUGAAGUUACCACCACUAAUUAUCGCGACGAUACUCUGGGAAGAGAAGAUUUGCUUGAGCAAUUGAAUCAACAAAAUGCUGAGAUCGAAGAAAAGAACCGCAAGAUCGAACAAUUGACAAAGGAACUGCAGAUGACAACUCAGAAUCUACAGAUGUUGGUCAAUACAGAACUCUGGAGCAAGAAUAAGGAAAUUGCUAAGCUACAUAAUCAUAUGACAGCAUCGUACAGUCACGAUAAAAAUCGUAAUAAACCCGAAAUAGUCCAGGAAGUCGAUAACAGCUUGCAGUUGACGAAUUUGAUACGUGAACUUAACGAGAUUGGUGUCAAAGUUAAUUUCACGAAUGAGAUUGUCCAACUCGAUUACAUCAAUGGAAACGAAACAGUAAACGUAAAAACAUUAAAUGAAUGCGUUCAGAGGCUAACGAGUCAGCGAAACGAUUUAGAGAAGGAAGUAGACUAUCUGAAAUGGCUAAAACUCGUAUCAAAGCCUGAUAUCGCUGCGGAGAUUGAUGGUUGUGGUAACGAGACAGAACGGGCAAAGAAAUAUUGCGAGCUGCUGCGCACGCAUUUGAAGGAUCUGGUGAAGUUCAUGAAGGAAAUGCUCAAAAAUACCGAUCGUGCGGAUACCAUUGGUAACGAACACAAGAAACUUGUAUUGGAGGUUCUGCUCAACUCCAAGAUAUUAUCGGAUGAUUUCAUGCGCGCUCUUGAAGGCAUGAGUGUGCAAGACGAUGUAGUUGUGAAUGAUAGAAUCGACGAAUCUGUGAAAAGAAGUCGAUCCGAAAACGUAAUGGACAUGUCGAAAAAUCAGGGAUCGCAGUCGGAUUCUGAAACGUUCUCGGAACCCGAUAGAACCGUUUCAAUGGCCAGAAUUGGUCUGCAGGAGAAGCAACACAAGAACUUGAGCCGUUCCAGAUUCACAAAAUACACCAAAACUUGCAGCGACUCCGAGGACUCCGCGGAUUAUGUGCCUUAUUAUAAGACGUAUCAGAACGAUCUCAGCGAUUUAGACGCGAGCCAUCAGAUACAAGAGUUGAAAGAAACGAAUAAUAUGUUGUAUUCUGAACUUAACGCUUUAAGGAACGAUUUAGUUACGAAAAUUUCUUUCGAUUUUGUAAUCGAAGAAAAAUUAACGCCGUUCAUUACUAAGUUAGAGAAAUCACAAAGAUUUUGUGAAAAAUUACAAACUUCUUUAGAAAAAAGAAUACAUGAGUUCCAUAUGUUGAGAAAGGAGAACAAGCAGAAUAGUAUUCGCAAGACACAAUUAGAGAAAAAGAUUAAUGACGUCGAGCAAAUGGCGAGUGAAAUUACCAAGCAGAAAGUUGAAUUUCUGCAGUAUAAAGAAAACACGGAAAGAAAAACUACAGAAACCCUUGUAAUACUCAACAAAGAAAACGAAUCGCUACGAGCGAGAAUUAAACAACUGGAGGAAGAAACGGAAACUGCUAAAGCAACUAUAUCCAUACUCAGAAAAGAACUGGAUCAUCUUACUCUUUCACAUAGUCAGAUACUCGUGGAGAAUACCAAAUUAACGAACGAUAAGUUAAGACUCGAACAAGAUAUAAGGAAAAUGGAGAAUCGAUACGAUACGACUGUUCGUUCGCUACAUGACAAAUUUAGCAAAGAGAUAUGUGAUCUCAAUCAGAUCAACGAUUUGCAUAGAGCAAGAGUGCAAGAACUCGAAACGGUGAAUAAAGAGUUCAGAAGACACAUGGCGGUGUGCGAAGUUAGCGAUUCAGCGGCGAGCUCAAGUGGCGUAUCGUCAAUACCCACGGACGCCACACUCAAACAAACUUGCGAUGAUAUUCUGCAGGAAUAUCAACCGUAUAACAACUCACAGUUUUGGCAACCGACAAAUUAUUCUGCUCUCGGAGGACGCAGUAAAUCUAGUUGUUCACCAGAUUUAGGAAUAGAAAGCGAUGCCGCUGUUACAACAAUGAGACCUUUGAAAGAUACAUUAAAGAUCACAGAAUCUAUGACUAAUUUAUUAAGUGACGAAGAUAAUGGUAAUCACAGAGCUCGAGAUUCAAACAGUGAAAGUCCAUUACCAAUAGAAGGUCUUGAGGAAGUGGAAGCUUUGAAACAAGAGAAUGAAGCGUUAAAACGAAGACUGAUGAAAACUAGAAAAGCAUUGGAAGACACAUUUGAACACUUAUCAGCUUCAAACAAAAACAAGAAAAAUGUUGAAAAGGCUAUAGUAAAACAGCUUAUGGUCACAAGAAAUAUCCUCAAAAAAACGAGGACAUAUGAUGAACCUUUGGACAAUUAAUAGAGAUUACAGACUGACUAAUCGAUCAAAAAAUAUACACGAAGUGAAAAAGAAGAAGAGCAGAGAAAUUGUUACUUGUUGAAUUGUGUUCUCAUAGAUUAAUUGAUCAUUCAAUAUGUAUCGUGUUUUAUCUGUGUUUCUCAUUUAUCUCCUCUCACAUUUUUUCGAGAUAAGAGAACAAACGAUACAUAUCGGUACAAAAAAUUGUAAUACUCAUACAAAUUGUAAUACUCAUGUUACAAAAUUUUUAAACGAGUAAGAUUUCUAAGUGAGAUAUUUUCAUACAAACACAAAAUAUCUAUUUUCGCUAUUUAAAAAAGAGAAUAUAAAAAAUAGAUAAAGAAAGAAGAUAAAAAGAGCUCAAGAUGAAUUUGUACAUUGAGAUUUGUAUAUAUUUAUACGAAAAACGCGCAUGAUAUUUUUGACAUUUUUGUAGAUUUUUUUUCUUUCAUCGUGAAAAAGUUCUUUCAAAUGAAACUGAAUACGGCGCGAACCAUGCCGAUAUUAAAAACCGUUUUCGUUUGUGACGUGAUUCUGCUUGUGGAUAACAGAAAUUCGCGUAUGUAUGUACAUAAUUAUCUCAUAUAUCGUUAUGUAGCAUCUGUACAUAGUCACCACGAAUAAAGUGCCAUUAUAGAAUUUAUGCGUUAA
This is a messenger RNA of Pogonomyrmex barbatus (red harvester ant), 4930 nucleotides long. RefSeq names its product phosphodiesterase 4D interacting protein centrosomin (gene cnn). The record is from RefSeq and is a predicted model, not a curated record. Gene Ontology annotation, biological process: chromosome segregation; establishment of mitotic spindle orientation; centriole replication. NCBI's taxonomy places the organism in Eukaryota, Metazoa, Arthropoda, Insecta, Hymenoptera, Formicidae. Gene Ontology annotation, cellular component: pericentriolar material; mitotic spindle pole; microtubule plus-end. Gene Ontology annotation, molecular function: microtubule binding; gamma-tubulin binding.